Messenger RNA from Amphiprion ocellaris (clown anemonefish), 11338 nucleotides. RefSeq names its product whirlin b (gene whrnb). The transcript has 12 exons. Gene Ontology annotation, molecular function: protein binding. The record is from RefSeq and is a predicted model, not a curated record. The coding region runs from base 560 to 3514 and encodes 984 amino acids. Gene Ontology annotation, cellular component: photoreceptor inner segment; cilium; plasma membrane. NCBI's taxonomy places the organism in Eukaryota, Metazoa, Chordata, Actinopteri, Pomacentridae. Gene Ontology annotation, biological process: auditory receptor cell stereocilium organization; sensory perception of sound.
CACACACACACACACACACACACCUGCGUCAUUUCCUAGACAUAAAUGGUCUGAGAGGGUCCAAUUCAGCGCUCCCUGUCAGUUGCGCAAAGAGAGCGCUCCGGUGGAGAAAGCAGACGGACUCUGGAGUUAGUUUAUGGACAGAAUCGACAUGAAGCAGGUUACAUGUCUUCUGGUACACAGCGGUAAGGACAGUUUUCUAUGGAGGUUGAUCUGCCGGGUUUCAGAUAUUACACAGGACACUGUUUGAAUCGUCGAGGCUCGAAGACAGCGAUUGUGUUGUGCAUGCAAUAGAAAUGGAACAGGACAGUAACAUUUUUGCUUAGUUCACUGCCAGAAGAUGCGAGCAGCAGCCGGGAGAGCGCUCUGUUUCGGGGUGACACACUGUUUGCGCCGUUACGCGCCUAGAUCACCGAUCACCUGUUGAAGUUGCUGGAUGCGUGAUUAGCUGCUUCAUGUUUUACUUUGAAACGUGCGGAUCAACUUGAACAGCGCUUUACCAAAUGUCCGAUCCGUCCUCACAUCUGUACGACGCGCUGCUUCCCCGUUAUGUUGUAGGAUGAGCGCUGAUCUGGAGCGCGUUACGCUCAACACAUCGGUGAACUCGGCCGGCCUGGAUGGCCGUGCGCUCUCGGCAAACGUCCGGAGGCUCCACAACGCUCUCAACGUUCUCCUUAGCGACGUGGAGAGAGAACACUUCAUCCACUGUCUCAAUGUGUACCACUCCAAGCGCAACGUCUUCGACCUGGUCCAAACUCUCAAAGUGAUUCUCAACACGCCCGGAAAACGACAGCUGCUGCCCAUGCUGCGUCUGGUCAUUCCCAGGUCCGACCAGCUGUUGUUCGACCAGUACACGUCUGAGGGGCUCUACCUGAAGACGGACCUGCUUUGCAACAACAGCACCGCGAAGGACUUCGGAGACGAGGGCGAUUCAACUCUGCAGAAAUAUGUCAGUUCCGUCCACGAGCAGACCCUCAAGUCGGGCUGUCCGGACGGUUCCACCGCCGGCGCGGAGCUUUCGACUCCAGUGGCUCCGCAGUUCUGCGAGGGCCCCUAUAGAGACGUGCACAAAGUAACAUUGACGCGCUCCAGGAGCCACGAGGGUCUGGGCUUCAGCAUCCGCGGGGGUUCAGAGCACGGCGUGGGGAUCUACGUGUCCCUGGUGGAGCCGGGAUCAUCGGCCGAGAGAGAGGGACUGAAGGUCGGAGACCAGAUAGUGACCGCCAACGACAUGAUGUUCGACAGUGUCACUCACAUAGAGGCGGUGAAGGUGCUGAAGGGAUGCAAGAAGCUGACCAUGUCUGUGUGUUCUAUGGGACGGAUCCCUGGAGGCUACAUCACUAACCACGUGUACAGCUGGGUCGACCCUCAGGGCCGGAGUGUCUCACCACCACCUGAUAGCCAGGAGGCCAACCAGAGGCAAGGGCAUGGCAUGGAGGAGAGGACGGUAAACCUGAACAUGGAUGAUGGCCGUUCUCUGGGUCUAAUGAUCAGGGGUGGUGCGGAGUAUGGACUCGGGAUUUACAUCAGUGGGGUAGACCCUGGAUCUGCUGCUGACUCUGGUGCACUAAAGGUGGGUGAUCAGAUACUGGAAGUGAACGGUCAGAGCUUUGUCACCAUCUCCCAUGAUGAGGCAGUUAACAUCCUCAAAACGGGGUGCCACUUGUUGGUGAAAGUGAGGGAUGUGGGCCGCCUGCCUCAUGCACGCACAAUGGUGGAUGAGACCAAAUGGAUCAGCAGUCAGGUCAUAGCCGAGACCAGCGCUACAGCAAAUCCUAACUCAGUCACCAACCCCACCGUCAAUGCCAGUGCCUGCAGUUCAAGACCGUCUUCAGCCAGAGGUACUCCUGUAUUAGGAAAGCCAUCAGGAUGCAGAGGUGUGGGCCCUCCUGGUGCUCAGGUGUCUCUGGAGGACCAGGCUUACAUGUUGCUGACAGAGCCAGAGAGGCAGACCAUGGCUUACUACCUGCAGGAGUACCAAGAUGAACACAUAGGAGUGGAGCCGCUGGCCAUGGCUCUGUUUGAGCUUUUCAAUACACAUGCAAAGCUGUCCAUGUUGUCUGAGGUGAGGAGUCUGGUGGCUCCCCAGGAUCUGGACUUGUAUGACAGGCUAGUGUUGCACCAACAGAGGGAGGCCCACAUGACGUGGUAUGGAGGCCUGGGAGUGCUGCAUCCACAGGGCCUCUGUAACCAACCAGCCCCCACGAUCUGUGUCGCAGGACAUACUGUUUCUGCUACAAAUGAUGGUUCUGUUGGUGGCUGGACAGAAAAAGACCAGGAGGAGAACACCAAUGGCUUACAAAACAUUGCACUGGAUGGAAUGCAGGCUUCAGGUGAAUCUCCUCCAUCCUUCAGAUCUAGUCCUAUCCAGGCCCAGAGCAGGCCAUCCAGGGAGAAGGAGCUCAGCCGGAAGCCUUCAGCCCGGCUGGUGUCAGCCGGUUCAAACAUACUCUUCACUGGCCCCACUCGUUUGCUCCAGGACUGCCUCCAUAAAUCACUCAAAACCCUUCCCACCACCAACCAGCACUCCCCAGCAUCUGCUCACCACACCUGCGCUGGUGCCAGCCACCACACUUCCCUCAAUGCCCUCCAUCACACAUGCCAGAGCCCCUUUCAGCUCUCUGACUCUGAACAUCACAGUCACCCCCACUUCACUCAGCAUGUCCAGCACCAUGCUGCCCCCCAUAACCGGCCCAGGUCAGGACAUCACACCUGCCCAGGCUUCUUGCAUCAUCGGGACUCCUCCAGCCCUGCUAAGUUAGAGGCAUCUGUCAAGCUUGCUUGCAGAUCCAGAUCCUAUGAAAAUUCCUGUGUCUUGUCUAGCUCUGCAUCAUCUUCCAAAGUGGCAUCUCCCAUGCCAUCCCCUCAUCCAUCACCCCAUUCCUCGCCAUGUCCCUCCCCCCGACCCACUGUCACAACACCUGCAGCUCUACCCUGUAGUCCUGAUCGGCCCUGCUCACCUGCCCUCACCCAGAAAGCCAUCGUGACUGACAUGAACCGGCUGUCUGCAGAGUCCAGACUGCAGCAAAGAGGGGCCCCCCUGUCCCAGCUGUCAGACAGUGGCCAGACUCUGAGUGAGGACAGUGGCGUGGAUAUAGCAGAGGCAGGAGGACUAAUAAAGGAUGGCAGCCCUAGACCAAGGAAGAACCAGCAGGGCCAUCUGGAACAGUCAGGAGCCCUGGCAUUUCCUCUAGGAACCACCAGACAAACUGGCUCACCUGUCCCAGCAUCCACUGCUACCUUAGUAAGAGUGCUGAAAAAUUCCAACACCCUGGGCAUUGCAAUAGAGGGAGGUGCCAAUACACGCCAGCCUCUGCCACGCAUAGUAACCAUUCAGAAAGGAGGCUCGGCUCAUAACUGCGGCCAACUGAGGGUGGGUCAAGUCAUUCUGGAAGUCAACGGCAUUUCUCUGAGAGGUCGGGAGCACAAAGAUGCUGCACGGAUCAUCGCAGAGGCGUUUAAGACCAAAGAAAAGGACCACAUUGACUUCGUGGUGUUUGAGCCAGGAUUCUAGUCUUUGGACUUUGCACUUUAUGCAGAUUGGUUUAAAAAGACAUUGUUUCACUGCUUGGAGAGAUCCAUAUGAAUUCCACAUGAUGCUGUCCUGUAAUCAUGGCCCUCAUUUCAUUUCAGGGACAGGAUUAGUGGAAGGAUAUGUUGGGUAUUUUUUGAUUGCACUCUACAGAGAUUUGCACAAUUUAAAUUUAGAAAAAGAUAUUAUAUUAAUAUUUGCUGUAAAAAUCAUGCCUGGGUGAAAUGCUAUUGCCACUUGUUUUGUUAAUUUUCUUUCAUUAGUAUUCAGACCCUAGAUGUCAUGUGUUUCAACGGGAGGACAAUUAAUACAACCAGCCAAUCACAGUUAGUAAAUUCAUUCUUCAAGUAUCUUGUAUGUCUCUUUAUCAUUGAGACAAUAUCAUGAGAGGCAGAGUUACUCUGAAGAUGUACACAAUCUCUUGUUUGGGUUCAUUAUCUUUCUGGUUCUGAAUUUUUGCAAGAUAAAUGAUGUAAAGUGACUAAGAAACACUUCCAGACAGGUUGAAAACAAGCAAACAGUUUAGCCAUAUUGGCUACACUUAAUUUCGAGUUAAAGUGGACAGAUAGCCAUCAUUGCACUAGAAAGCAGCUGAACUAUCACUACGAUUGGACCAGUGUUGACUUUGUCAAAGAAACACCAAAAUAUUUGUCAACAACCACAUUUUUAUAAUGAAAAUAAGACAACUAAAAAAAGUAAAUAUUGAAAAUAAGAAUAAUAAUUGAAUGUGUCAUAUUUAUUGGCAAAAUUAAAAGCUAGUGAUGUGAAAAAUAAAUGAAUGAACUAUGGACUUGUAAUUAUUCAGUGGGCCACAGAAUCUCACUGUAUCUCUUGAUUAGAGAUUGUUUUCUCUACAGUCCAAACCAUCUCUUGGUCAGGUGCUGAUUACAGUGUUUGACCCAUUAUAUUACCGUAAGUACAAAACAUUUCAGUACUGUUUUCAGUUGUGUUCUGUCUGGACUACAUUCAUAAUUUCAGUGAGAAGUGGACAAGGAACUACAACAAAAAUCCUGAGACAAACUAUGAAAACGUGUAGACAAGACAGUCAUGUCAUUUAAAAAAAUUAAAAAGCAAGCUAAUGUAAUGUUGUUAUUCAGUUCAAUUUUCUUUAUAUAGCACCAAUCACAAUUCAAACCGUCUCAAGACGCUUUACAGAACCCAUAUGCCUGAACCCCCAGAGCAAGCCCUAAGGUGACAGAGAGUCAGGUUUUCAUGUGGACAUAUUAUUAUCUUUGCUUACAGUCAGAGUUCCACGACCUUAUCAGUCUGAAUCCUCCUCUAGAUAUCAGCUAUAGAAAUAUCAUGGUAUUGUACAACAGUCUGUCUGAAUUCAGGCAGUGUUGCAUGGACACAAAACAGUGACAAUGCCACUGAACCCACAAUGGAUGACAACUGUAACCAUGGUAACCUUGCAUAGCAAAGAUGAACACAGGUGCAUUCUCAAAGCCAUAGAGGAAACACAAAUAAAAAGAAAAUGCAUAACAAAAAGCUGAUCUCUAAAAUGUCACAAAGAACAAUCAGUAAUGCAUAUGUGGAAAGCAUGAAUUGGCUGUAACAAGAGGCUACCUCAGCAACAGAAGCAGCAUUUGCAUGCCAUAUAGAACCAUCGUUUUUAGACUUAAGUUUUGUUUCACUUUUAGUUUGCUUUUGGUUAGUUUCAGGCACCCAAAUGCUUAAAUAGUUAGGUUUAGUAAAAUAUCGUGAUACAACCCUUUUUCCAACAUGUUACAAGCUCUCCUCUAUUUUCUGGUACUGCCCCAUUUAAUAUAUGAUUAGAUGGCCGAAAAGGACUGACAGGAAAGCAAUAAAAUCUUUUGUAAAGUUACUGGGUUACAUCACAAACAAAUGUAACCCAGCAGAAAAUAGGUUUCCCUCAGAAAGCAAUUGCAAAAGGAGUUGUACGACAACAUAAUUUUUGGAACACAAGGUCGUAACAGUUUAGAGACCCAGCUCUGGGUUCAACUGUAACCUACCUCUUGUAUCACCACAUUCUGAGAUAUCAGUGAUUCAUUUGAUGAGUACAGUAUUAUCACAUUGAUAAAAGUGGCUGAUCAGUUGCAAUAAGCUAAAAAUGUUCUUCUUCACUCUUAAUGGCCAGAGACCAGGUGAACUUCGGCAGGUGUGCUUAUUAGCUAGAUGAAUGAAGCAUUGGAUUUGUGGUCAAAUCGCAAUAAUGUGAUCGUCAGCAGGCCGCUGAGUUAGCGUUCACUUGUUGUCAUGGUUACAGUGCAGCUAUCCAACGCCGUGCCACUACCUCAAUAGGAAAUCCUUAACAAAUCCAUGGAUCCAGACUAUAAGCCGCAUCACUGCCAAAAUAUAAUCACUUGGUCUUUGUGUCAUUUCUGACCUUCCCUGAAAAUUUCAUCCAAAUCCCUUAGUCCGUUUUUGAGUUAUGUUGACAACAGAGGAAUGAUUCACGUACGCCGAUCGUCACAUAACUCCGCCGUGUUCCUUGGCAGAAUAAUUAAUCUAACUUCCCUUCAUUCUUUCAGAGCUCCAACAGAUCUGGAUGCAACAGUUUCCAUCACAGUGAUUUGUCUGGUCUGUGGUCUGCUCGUUUCAGCCAUUCUUCUAAUAUGUUUCAUGGUAGAGAAGUGUUUAUCAAUCGCUGAUUUUUUUUGUGUGUUCCACCACAAUACUGCAUGGGUGUAAAACAGUUUACUUCCACUUUGGUGAAGAACAUCAGGGAAUUAAUUGUUUUUGCACAGUUUUCAGCAGUAAUUUUUGUUGGUAAAUGACAGAUAUUAGAAUGGGACAUGUCUGCAUCUUCAAACCAUAAACAAGGAAGUGAAUUCGGUGACGUACAUGCAUUACGUUUGCGUUGGGGACUGCUAUGAGUGGUGGAACUCACGGGAGGAUGGCCAAAAUUGCAGAAAAGUUGCGGUGAUUGGACAAAAUUGCAAGGUCGCGCAGAAUUCGCAGAGAUUGGUUGAAUUUGCGUGAAUUCGUGACAUCGCAACAUCACGAAUUCCUGGAGGGACUGAUUAAUAAAAAACAAACGUCUCUCUUUUUAAAAAAAAAAUUAAAAUUAUCAUUACCCGCCAAGGAAUGUGGUGGAGUAAUAAUGAUUGUGCUUUGUUAGUCCGUCUGUCUGUCUGUCAGCAACAUUACUAAACAGAUUUGUAUGAAAUUUUCAAGGAAGGUCAGAAAUGACACAAGGACCAAUUGAUUAGAUUCUGGCAGUGUCGUGGCUUAUAAUCUGUAUCCACGGAUUUGUUAAAGAUUUCUGUAUCAUUGCGAGAUAGCGACACAGCAUCACUGUAACUAUGCCUACGUCAGCUGCCUGCUGAUGAUAGUGAUCCUACUACAAAUCAACCGCUGCAGACCUAUCAGGACUUAUCCGUUGGAAAUGAUACAAGGAACAACUGAUCAAAUGGGGGUGUUUCUGAGUUCCAUCAAUUCCCAUAACACACGCCUGUGCUUAGUGCAAGUUCAUUUUUUUAUUAAAGAUAUCAUCCGUCGGAAAUGAUGCAACGACUGAGCAGCAUUGGUGGAAUACUGCGCUGUCUGAGUGCUUUUCUUGUUUGUUAUGUGCGCAAUUACCGGUCCGUAGAAAAUUGUCUUGUUUGAAUGUGGUCCAUGGUGCAAAAAAAGUUGGAGACCGCUGCCCUAGAGGACACGUAAAGGAAAACCUGCAAUUACCAUAUCACAACCAAUUAGCAUAGGAAAUGAAACUUAGAAAAUCACAGUGUGUCACAUUAUUAUGCCUUACAAGACAAGUAUCCACUGAAGUGAUGUCUUUCAUACUUAAACUGAUGAAGUAAUUAACUGACUUUCUGAAAUCAAAACAUCAAACGCUUAGUCUUCAAAUUUACACAUUAGCAGCUACUUUAAGUUAACCCAAAUAGCACUUCUUCUCAGAGCCCAUCCUAUCACAAUCAACUUUAAGAGGACAUCUCCUCUGUAUUAUAGCAAUACUUGCAGUUUAGCAGUACUAGUGUAAUAGAUUGUAUAUACUGUAGAUUCCUUUUAAUCCCUACAUGUAAUCCCAACUUCAUCAUACUGAAUUGUGCAUAAUAGAAGAACAUUUACACUUGUCCAAGAUUAUAUUUCUGCUCCACAUCACUCAUAAUUUACUUCAUGUCUUCUCCCAACAGCUUGAAUAAAGUACAUGAUGCUCCAUUCUCGGUUUGAAACCAUGUCCAAAUGCCUACACAAUAGAAAUCGGUGAAAUCUUCUUUGAAAUGAAUAUUGCCUGAUCCUGCUCUGUGGUGAAUGCUGAUGAGUUUCAGUGAUGAUUCAGUGAGCUGCUUCACUGCACAGGAAGCACUGAUCAGAUUGAACUGUCCUGUUGUAAUUAAUACAGUGAAGCAGCAGGAAUAGUCAGGUUCUUAUCCCAGUUUCUACAUAAUACAGUGCAACCAAAUGAUAGAGCCGUACUACUCACCGACUGUUGAGAGUGGCAGUUUCUACAAAUAGAAAGCUCUGAUUUAAAGUACACACAUAAACAUGUCAGUGGCAUGCCAGCUUCAUUGGUCCACCUGUUAUUCAGUCUCUAAUUUACAGGAGUACAAACAUUUGGCAAAAUUUUUGCAGCUCUCUCUCUGGUGUGGUGAUAAGGACAAGGAGACUUCUUGUAUUUCAAAAUUCUCCCAAGUGUCUUGUAUCAACUGAGCUCAAGGUUGUUCCUAUUUAAACCUUGCAGAUGCUACUGCUAGCUGAAUUUAAGGAUGUUUUUUAUUAGGAAAUUUCAUAUAAUAGGUUUCAGAGGUUGAAAUAACAAUGCAAAAUCAAAACUACGAUAAAUGCUGAAUGGCAGAAACUGUUCAGUACAACCAUAUGCUAUGCAAGCAAAAACCAAAAACAUAUUCUUUGGUUAAGUCAAUGUGUUGGAGGUGAUACAUACAGUGUACCUGGACAGCUUCAAGAGAAAGAGAUUGUGUUAUCAGUGCCCUAUAAAACCUACACUACCAGUCAAAAGUUUGGGCACACCUUCUCAUUCAAUGCUUUUUAUUUAUUUGUAUUAUUUUCUACAUUGUAGCUAAAUACUGAAGAGUAACCUUUUUUGUUCCCAACAUAAUUCCAUAUGUAUUCUUUUCUAGUUUUUAUGUCUUCAGUAGUAAUUGACAAUGUAUAAAAUAAUUAAAUAAAAAUCAUUGAAUGAGGAGAUGUGUCCACAUUUUUGACAGGUAGGGUAUAUUACAAAGGAAAAUUAAAAAAAUGAAAAAGUAAAAUUUUAAUAAGAAUUAAAACAUCCACUUAGUGAAACAUUUAGCCAUGCUUCUGAAGUCAGUAAGCUAGCAGAGGUUGUGCAGCAAACACUGCACAGACCAUUUAUUUGUCACACAUAGAAGCAUACACAACAACCUAUAAAAGAGCCAAACAAUUAACACACUGCACAUUGUCACAUACAUAUUUAAUAUGACUACAGGACAGGGUAGACCUAGAUAUUAGAAAUGCCUCAUUGCAUUGUCCCAUAAAAUUUAGCAGCAGUCCUCGAUGUAAGCACAACACUGAAUCAAAAAACUGUUUCAACUAAACAGCUUUAUGAAGGGAGGAUUCACUGAAGAGUUGAUUUAUCAGACUGCAUUAGUUUUAAUGCUAAGUAGACUGGCAACUGACUUGCCCAUAAUAUGUGUCCGAAGUCAUUGAGUAAUUUUAUUCCUAGAGCUAAAAUGAAACAUCUGUGUGUUGAGCUGUAGAGCGACCAUGUACAGCUUCAUAGAAGUAGAGAUACAGUCACUUCUGUACUGACAAUUCAAUUUCAGAUAUCUCAGCAUCUGCUUUUUAAAAAAUCUUCCUGUUGGGAGACACAAAUUCUCACCAGCUGGAGUAGCCUUCAAAAGAUUGCUAUGUUUUGUUAUAUAAGCACCCUGUUUCAACAAAAGUUCAGUUGAACUGUUGCUACUUACUGUGGUAUACAGCGGGAACUUAUUUCACUAUCAGAUUUCAACCUGUGUUCAAGAAACCCAAAUAAGCCUGUCAUUGCCUAUAGCAGAGUGUUGGUAAAAUCAGUGGGUGUAAACCUCUGCUGCUGAACAGAGGAAAAUAGUAAGCAGUCUAUGGUAGGAUCCUUUAAAUGUGUUUGUUCAUUCCAUAAGAUGUACUUUAUUAUCUGUUUUGUUCAUAACUGUAACCAUAAUCCAAAGUGAUACAGUAAUGCCAAGUAAUCCAAAUUAAAAAAUCAGCAAUACAAUCUUUCUCAAAUGUUUUGGGCUGAAGCUAUUAUUAUAUUUUUGUAAUCUAAUGAAAAUAUCCCAUUACAAUAAGACAGGAGCAAUUACGAGAGAAAUGUAGACGUUUAAUGAUGAAGAUAUCUAAGAAACUCAAGGCUUAAGUGUCUGAAUCAAGAAUGAAGCGUUCAUUAGAAUACUGUGCAAUUCAAGUGAUGUAAGAUACACACACACACACACACACACACACACACACACACACACACACACACAUACACACACACACACACACACACACACACACACACACACACACGCAUAUAUUUUGGUUAAUACAAAACUGUUAAAAAAUGUUGUAUCUUAUACAGAAUAGGUGGCUGCGCUGUGGCUCGGUGGUUAGCAAUGUGGCCUUGCAGCUACAUGAUCCCAUCUCCAGGCCAGGACACGAACCAGGCUGCACCUGGGAUCUUUCUGCAUGGAGUUUGCAUGUUCUCCCUGUGCACACGUGGGUUUUGUCUGGGUUCUCCGGCUUCCUCCCACAGUCCAAAAACAUGCUGAGGUUAAUCGGUGAUUCUAAAUUGUCCGUAGGUGUGAAUGUGACGUUUGUCUGCAUAUGUAGCCCUGUGAUAGACUGUUACCUGUCCAGGUGUCACCUGCCUUCACCCUCAGUCAGCUGGGAUAGACUCCAGCCCCCCACGACCCUAAUGGGGAUUAAGCAAUGUAUAGAUAAUGGAUGGAUGUAUAGAAAAGGCAGCACAUAGAAUUAUAAAGAUAUAUAAAUAGUGUUGAAAGUCAGUGCUCCUCCCCUUAAAUUGUAAUUGUCCCAUGAAUAACCUAUAUGGGAAUAUUUCUUCCAGACUCCAUCAGAUAAGAUUAAAACAUGCAGGAGAUGACGUAAUGCAUCAUUUAUAAAGUUCAGCUUUAUAAGCAUGCUCUUCAAGAGGUGCAGUCAUUCCUAUCUUGUGUCAGGUUUACUAAAAUUGUUGUAUAAAGGUUUCAGAUGCUCAUUUUGGAAUAUUAUGAGAGCACCUGUCUAAUAUUAGUGAGCUUUGCCAUUAUUAUCAAAACAUAUUUUAUCUAUGUUUCAAUAUGUGAUGCUAGUCAUUAAUGCAACAUGCCACUGCAAUAAAGGGUUAGACGUGUGAAGUUCUGAGACAAUGCACUUUCUUUGAACACCAGUAUAUACAGUAAAGGGUGAGAAAGUGUUGUUAAACACCAUUAUGUGACCCAUUUGUAACUGAAGUAACUGCUAACAUGUCUGGUGUGUUCCCCUUUCAGCCUAUCAAAGCUGUUUCACUAGAAAAUAUCCUCCAAGUCACUUAUUCUUGCGUGUAUUGAAUUUUGCAAUAUUGUUUUUGGAAAUGGCCAAAAAAAAAAGGCUGAAAUAUUCAGCAAAUGGAUUUUCCUGAAGAAAAAAAAAAGUCUACCAAAAAAUAAAGCAGACAUUUUAUGUUGCAUUUUUAGUAAGCCUAACAAUGAGCUGACAAAGAGUUUGUUCUUUAUUUCUUUAAAAAGCUUUUUUCAGGUGUGUGGUCUCACAUGACUCAUGCUAUCAGUCGCAGCAGUGCUGAUGGUAACUUGCUACACUUUUUGAGUGCAUUUUUAAAAGGAAAUACCUGGUGAUAUUUGAUAACUUCCUGCUGUCAGCAAAUUCCAUGGAGAGAACCAAACCAACAAUGAAUAUAUACUGCUA